This is a messenger RNA of Dacryopinax primogenitus, 1033 nucleotides long. RefSeq lists its product as uncharacterized. Lineage: Eukaryota; Fungi; Basidiomycota; Dacrymycetes; Dacrymycetales; Dacrymycetaceae. Gene Ontology annotation, cellular component: nucleus; chromatin. Gene Ontology annotation, biological process: nucleosome assembly. The record is from RefSeq and is a predicted model, not a curated record. The transcript is spliced from 6 exons. The coding region runs from base 81 to 902 and encodes 273 amino acids. Gene Ontology annotation, molecular function: histone binding; chromatin binding.
UGCCUCAAUAAGCUGUACUCUGCAUUCUUUCGUUUCUACCACCUUUUCCCUUUUCUUUCGCAUAUUUCUACCAGCCGACAAUGGAGGCCAACGCCAACGGUUCGAAACCUGAUGUGCCGAGUGCCAUCCCGGAGUCAUACGCUGUCGACUUCACCGAGGAGGAUGAGAAGCUGUUCGCGGAGCUGGCUAAAGAAGCCCAAAUUGCAAACCUAAGGCUUGAACGUCUCAGCAACGCGACCCUUGACCCCCUCUACCGAAAGCGUAACGAGACCCUUCGCGCCCGGAUGCCUAUGCUAUGGCCUGUCGCAUUUUUUAACCAUGCGGAGCUUGAACAUCGCUUGUCUCUGCCGGAUGACAUGGACGCGCUAUCAUACCUGCGCAACGUAGACAUCAAGAGGGAUGAUCGAGAGCCGAGGGCUUACCAGAUUGAUUUCGAAUUCGAAGAGAAUCCGUAUUUCAGCAACAAGACGCUCACAAAGAACUUCAAGUAUACAGGUUCGGCCAAGGCCACUCCCCCCGAGGAGGUGACACCCGAGCACCUUGAGUUCUCACCUGACCUCCAUCUUGAGGCAGAGGCGUUUAAGAUCGACUGGAAGGAUGGCAAGAGCUUGGCGAAGGCUCACCCACCGCAGGUUGAUCCGGAGGGUGACUUCAUGGAGCAGGGCAGCUUUUUCAAUCUCUUCGAGGAGAAAGAGGACCCAGCUGGCAUCUUUGACACAAUUGUGGAGCAAAUCUACCCUGAUGUCAUGGACUACUACCUUGGCAAGGGCGAAUUUUCCGCGCACUUCGAAGAGGAAGACAUGGAGGAUGUCACGGAUGACGAGGAGGAAGACGAAGAGGACGAUGAGGAAGAGAUCGACCUAGAGGCCCCGCCCAAGAAGCGCAGGAGGGCGGGCAAAUAAACUUUCCGAUCGACUUAACCAAAAUUCGAGCUCACGCUCGCACUCUAUUCACGCCUACAGUCUGCACGGUCCUUUGUAAUUCUUGAACAGUUAUUCCUGCUUCAAUGCCACAUGAAUAUUAUUGACCUUUG